AUGGAGAGCUGUAUGUCAGGAGUCAGGCCCACUGAGGAAACGUUAUGCAGCAAUACCCUUACUUGUUUCAGUCACGCCUGCUCAGUGACAAACCAGAACAUCGUGAUUUCGACCCGGCCACCACAGCCGUACAAAAGUAUGAGGACAGCGACUAUCAACCGUUAUACUUCGUCGCUCAGAGCAUUGAAGACGCGCUGUCGAAGCUCAGAGAGUACGCACGUUCUUUCGAGCGUCCGUUUGCAGUCGUGUACGAUCCAUUUACAAGGAGUGUUGAGGUUAUUCGUGAUUUCGCUGAUUUUGAACCUGCUCUACAACGAUUCCGCAUGGAAUUCAGCUCUACCAUUCGUGCAAUUGACAAUCUGA
Cooperia oncophora is the source of this 363-nucleotide messenger RNA. NCBI's taxonomy places the organism in Eukaryota, Metazoa, Nematoda, Chromadorea, Rhabditida, Trichostrongylidae. The record is from the annotation of a GenBank genome assembly.